Molecule: messenger RNA, 990 nt
Organism: Lactuca virosa
Lineage: Eukaryota; Viridiplantae; Streptophyta; Magnoliopsida; Asterales; Asteraceae
Source: the annotation of a GenBank genome assembly
AUGAAGUCGAUCUUCGAAGAAAAUGUGAUGCCGGAACCUCAGAGCAAUAUGAAAGUGAUCGGUGUGAUGUACCUGAAAGUUGUAGGUGAAAAGACAAUCACGCAAGAAGGAGUGAAAUCCAAAUGUCUGUUGGUUCGAUAUAAGGAUAUUCCAAGGAUUCUUGGUGACACUGCUGUAAUGAUUCAUCGACUCUCAUACCUUCAACUUCUUGGAAGUGCUGAAGAAGUUGAGGUUGCUGAAAUGCUCCUGGUUGAUGCAGUUACAAAGGCAUAUGAUGAAAAGGAGUUUGUCCCCACAGCUCUAAUGCCACCAAGCAUCUGUCAUCACACGAUGACCAUUCCUGUAAUGAAGGAUGUACCUUUAAUGGGCUUCAAUGGAAGCAAUCUACUGAAAAUGGAAUCCCAAACUGGUGCUUGGAUAGAGCUGGAUACAUUAUGUGACAGUGUACUGGUGAUCAACAUAUAUGGUCAAGAACUAAAGCUAACUAAUGCAAUAAAAAUCAUCAAGGAACAAAUCUCUGAGUAUGAGGAAUCUGUCAAGCUGAAACACAAACUUGACGAAGAAGACAGUGUCGCAUCUGAGAUAGCUUCAACACGAAUCUUGAAGAGGAAGGGGUUCGGUUGUGUGCUCUCGUUAGGGCUUCUUUCCGCCGUGUUUCAUGAGAUGACAUCACAUUCGCCGCCUGUUAGCGCGGUGGAGUCCUCCCACUUCGGUAACAUCACCUGCCCGACUUUCACUUCCGCCGGACCUUCUGCUACCUGGAGCUGUAUCAGAUGCUUAAAGGGUUCUGAUUGCGGAUUCUGUGCUUCACAAACCGAUAAGAUCAUUCAAUCUUUUCAAAAUCUACAAAAAAACACUUUUGAGGAACAAAACUAUAAUCAAUUCCGAGAUAUACCCAUUAAGAUUCUGAGGUGUUUGUGGUGGAAUCGCUUCUACAUCAAACUGGAUUUCAAAUCUUAUCGUUGCUCAAUCAUUCUUAUUGUUAACUGA